This is a messenger RNA of Melopsittacus undulatus (budgerigar), 2321 nucleotides long. RefSeq names its product thioredoxin domain containing 9 (gene TXNDC9). Gene Ontology annotation, biological process: microtubule cytoskeleton organization. Gene Ontology annotation, cellular component: cytoplasm. The record is from RefSeq and is a predicted model, not a curated record. The coding region runs from base 206 to 886 and encodes 226 amino acids. The transcript has 5 exons. NCBI's taxonomy places the organism in Eukaryota, Metazoa, Chordata, Aves, Psittaciformes, Psittaculidae.
CAGCGAAGGGGUGUGUCCUGCCCCGCCCCAGAAUCGCUCGGCCCUGAUUCCGACUCUUCCGUCAGGCGGGUCACAGGAGGGAAAGGCGGAGAUAGGCGGGUGAGCAACGCCGGGAGGAGCGCGACUGCUAACGGAAAGGAACAGGACGGGACGGGGCAGAAAGCUGCCCCUGCAGUGCUCUAAAGAGAUCACUUUUUAGUUAAAGAUGGCUGCUGAUACCUCUGUUGACAUACUUCAAAAAGUUCUGGAGAAUGAAAUCCUUCAGACCGCCAAGGUUGUGGAAGAACAUCUGGAUGCUGAAAUGCAGAAGAUGGAUCAGAUGGAUGAAGAUGAAUUGGAACGCCUUAAACAAAGGAGGCUUGAGGCACUAAAAAAGGCCCAGCAGCAGAAACAGGAGUGGCUUUCAAAAGGACAUGGAGAAUACAGAGAAAUCCCAAGCGAGAGAGACUUUUUCCAGGAAGUCAAAGAAAGUAAAAAUGUGGUGUGCCAUUUCUAUAGAGAUACAACAUUCAGGUGCCAAAUAAUGGACAGACAUUUGACUGUAUUGGCAAAAAAGCACAUUGAGACAAAAUUUGUGAAAUUAAAUGCUGAAAAGUCUCCUUUCUUGUGUGAGAGACUGCGCAUCAAAGUACUUCCCACUCUAGCACUGGUAAAAGAUGGAAAAACACAAGACUAUGUUGUGGGUUUCACUGAUCUUGGUAACACUGAUGACUUCACUACAGAGACCUUAGAAUGGAGAUUAGGCUGUGCAGAUGUAAUUAAUUACAGUGGUAACUUGAUGGACCCACCUUUUCAAAGUCAAAAGAAAUUUGGAACAAGCUUUACAAAGUUGGAUAAGAAGACUGUAAGAGGAAAGAAAUAUGAUUCAGAUUCUGAUGAUGACUAGAAUGGCAACUAUAUGUAUUUAUAAAUCAUCUUUUGUUUAUGCUUGGUACAUUUCUAAGAAUGUUUUUUAUACAGCUUACUGCUUUUCAUUACAUCUGCACAUAAUGCUCAUUUUUCUAUACAGUUUUAUACAACUGAGUCAUAGCAGAAAAAAGCUUAACUAUUUUAUUUUUCCUCUUUUGGAAGUCAUUUGUAAUUAAAAAAUCUGAGUCCUAAUUAAAUACCAUGGCAAAUGAUGAACUUUGUCUUAAGUAUAAGUUUCUGAAGAGUUUUGAAGUAACUGUUAGAAACAGCUGUACCAAGUCACACCAAAGGUCCCUUCUGGCCCAGCAUCCAGUGUCAGUGGCCAAAAGCAGAUGCACAAUGAAGAAUAAAGACCAGAGUGAGGAGAUAAUCUUUCCCAGAAUAUACUCGAAGCAGUCUGUGGUGUGGGGAACUCCACAUUUGAGAGCAUUUGCCGGUUAAAAUCAUGGAAAAAAAAUCUCUUUAAUUCAUAAUAUCCUGGCAUCCAUAGCAUACGGCAAGGAGUCCACAGUUUAACUACUGUGUGAAGAGCUACUUUUUAUUGCCUUUCUUGAAUCUGAUGGUUAGAGGGUUUUUUUUUUCUUUAUUUGCUGAUUUUCUUCAUUAAAGGAGAUAACAGACACUUUUUUUAAAAAGAUUUUUCCCUAUCUGAUCCUCUCCAGUUGUGUUUUAAAAUCUAUUAUUACCUAUCAGUAAAGCACUACAAAGUGAUAAGUAAAGAAAUUACGCAUUUUAACAAAUGGUUGCUUAUCUUAUGGUGCCAUAUCAUGAUAUUAAAUAACUAAACUACGUUGCACUAUAAGUUGUAAAAACAGUCGUAACCUCUGUGAAUUCUGAAAUAGAUGGUCAAGAGAAAUGCGCUUUUACCAUCUAUGUGCGCUGCAUGUUAAAGCUGAUACAGCGGGUAAUAGCACAUAGCAACAAGCAUAUUGAAAAUAGCCUUGUUCACAGGUUUGUAUAAUUCUGUGGUUGUGAAUGUGUGGAUUUUAUAGCAGGUGCUUUGUACAAGAGAGUAGAAUAGAGAAAAGUGCUUGGGAGAAGCCUUGAUCUGUUAAGUUUAGCUAUAGAGCCGUACACUGUGUACUGUUCUUCAGUAAUGGACAGAGUUUUCAAGGGAGGAUUUCCUUGGAACACAAUGCAAAAUUUCUGGCUAGCUGAAGAGUUGAAGAAUGUUCUUUUCAUUUUCAAAAAAAAUUAAAAUAGUUUGCUUUGUGCUGAAGGACCCUUCUGAGGUGGUACUUCGAAUCCAGUUGGUCCAAAAAGCAGUGAAGUGAGUCUAGUCAGUCUUGCUACCUUGUAGUGGAGAACACUUGUGAUUGGGCCAGCCCAGCAAUAUAUCUCUGUAAGUAAGUUUAAAAAAUUAUAUUUUAUUUCUGUUCAUGUACACUGAAAUAAAAUUAUUUUAAUUCUAA